CAAGCCCCGCCCCCAGCUCGGGACACAGGCCGGAGGCCAGCGGGAGCCCGGAGGGAUCAUGGCGGAGCCGGCAGGGGGCGCCCCGGGGCCGGGCUGCCCGAUGCCCCCUGCCCCGCUGAAGCUGACGGUGCUAGAGCAGACCCCUGAGCCAGCCCUGCACAGCACCUGCCCGGUGCCCUCCAGCCUCGCCGCUGUCGUGGUGCCGGUGCGUCUCGAUGUCCUCUCCUUCCUCCUCAAGAGUGCCCUGGCUGGGGUGCACACAGCCUUGCGCCCAGCCGGGCAUGGUGGGCUGACCCCGCCCGCCUCAGGACCCCGGCCGUGUUGCUGCGGCCCGUGCCUGGCCCCCCGGGCUUGGCAGGAUGGCACCUCGACCCCCCAGGAUGGCGUGAGGGGCCCCCAUCGAGAUGGCCACCGUUGGGCGUCUGCUCACACCGAAGGGCGGGCAUGGGGCCAGGCCCUGGAGACCCCCGAAUGGGGUCCAGGGACCACUCCGGGUGGGACCUGGGGCCCCGGGUCACGCCAGGCCGGGCCCUCGGGUCACAGCACGAGGGGGCGCGGCCCAGGUGGCCGUCGGUGGGCAUCCCGCCACGCCCCCUCGGACACGGUCCCCCUCCACGCCGGGGGGGCGGCGACUGCCCCCCACAAGGUCUGGGGCACGGGGGUGCCCCGAAGCCCCGGGCAGGCGCAGGCCGUGGGGGAUGGCGGGAGGAAGCGGAGCCAUGAUGGCCACCCGUGGGGGUCCCCCACUGCCAAGAUGGCCUUGGGGGGCCCCGGGGAGGACUGGGAGGCAGAGUACGAGGGGGCCCCUGCCCCUGCGCCGGGGGGCUUCCCUGGGUACCUCCAGGGCCUCUACGUGGACCUGCUGGCCCCGGACUCACGCCAAGGCCCCGAAGCAGGGGAGGCCCCCCCCGAAUUGCAGGGGACCCAGGGUUCCCCGGGGUCGUGAGGGUCAGGCCGGGACAAGCGGGGGGUGGCUCGGUACCCACAAUCCCUCAGGGCUCUGCCAACAUGGCCACCUGCUCACGUCCCUUCCCCCACCCACAACCCCCUGCUCCAAACCAGCCGCCUACCCAUAAUCCCCCAUUCCGAACCCCUGUCCUCCAGCUGUACCCAUAAUCCUCCAUUCCUCUCCCUGCCAUAGACCCCCAAAUCCAUCACCACCUCCUGUGCCUCUUCCAUCUUUACCCCUAGGUCUCCAUUCCUAAUUCCUGCCGGAGACCCCAUCCGCCAUCUCUACCCACACCCCAGUCCAAGCCCGCCUGCUGCCCACGGGCUGACCGAACACCACCCUUGCUCGUUCUCCGCCUCCCGGGCGCCUGGGUCCUCUCCCAGCCAUGUCCUGGAAGUCAGCCUCCAAAAAUCACAUUUUAUGGGGGAAAAACACCCAAAAUUGCACCUGCGGGUGGUUUAUUUUGACACUCUUCAUUUGAAUUUUGCAGUAUUUACUAGUUUUUUUUUAAAGGAAAAACCACAAAACCAUAUAUUUUGCCCUAAAAUCCUGGGAUUUGGGAAUGGUUUCUCUUUAAAAAAGAAACAGAAAUCUCUGUUGUUUUAAGUCUGAAUAUUUAGAGGGGUUUUUCUGGGCUAAAAAGACCAAAAUUGGCUCAUCUGUACGUUGGUUAUAACAAGUAGAUAUUGCCAUUAGGAGAUUUUUAUUUGGAGAUUCCAGAGUUAAAACCACCAAAGAAAGACUCGUGUCGUGUUAGAAAGAGAUUUGUGUAAAGAAUUUGACAGCUUGGAGAUCUGUGAUACAAUUUCUGGGUUGAAAACUACCCAAAAUGGCUCAUACAUUACUUUAGUUAAAAACUGUUCUGUUAUGAGGUUGUCAUUAGAAGGGAUAUGGUUGACUUUUGGGGCUAAAAACUCCAAAAUUGGGUCAUAUUCCAUGCCAGCUAAAAAGAGGAGGAGGAGAUUUUUAUUAGGAAUUUGUAAUUUUCUGGAUCUAUUUUUGGGUUUAAAAACAUGGAAAAUGGAUCAUAGAUUGUCCCAAAUUAUGUAAAAAAAUGAUUCUGUUGUGACCCUGAAAUGUGGGUGUUGGUAGUUCAAUUCUGAGGCUAAGAAAAAGAAAUCAGCUCAUCUGUUGCAUCGCUGGAAAAACAAUCCAGCUAUUUCUAUGAAGAAUCUGCAAUUCUGGAGAUUUGUAAUGUCGUUUCUGGGUUGAAACUGAAAAAUAGAUCUUAUAUCUUUUUGAACUGACACAAUACAUCUGUUGUGGGUCUGUAAUGGUGAAGCUUUAUUUUUGGGAAUAAAAGCACUAAAAAUGGUUCACAUAUUGGAAAGGUUAAAAUUUGUUUUUUUAAAUUUAGUGCUAGUUAUUUGGGGAUUUCAGGGGUAUUUGGGGUUUUAAAAGGCUGUGUGUGAAGCUGAAGAGCUGGAUUUGUUUUGGAGAUUUGUGGCAAUUAAUACUACUACUACUAAUAAAAAGCUGAAUCCCCCAAAA
Alligator mississippiensis (American alligator) is the source of this 2440-nucleotide messenger RNA. Its product is annotated as translation initiation factor IF-2. Lineage: Eukaryota; Metazoa; Chordata; Crocodylia; Alligatoridae. The record is from RefSeq and is a predicted model, not a curated record. The transcript is spliced from 2 exons. Bases 59 to 946 code for a protein of 295 amino acids.